Stegodyphus dumicola is the source of this 458-nucleotide messenger RNA. It is a transcript of the gene RpS25, whose product is annotated as ribosomal protein S25. The record is from RefSeq and is a predicted model, not a curated record. Lineage: Eukaryota; Metazoa; Arthropoda; Arachnida; Araneae; Eresidae.
UUCUCGUUUCAUAAACACGAGGAGUUGGUGAACAGCUUAUGUGGCAGUGAGAGGGAAGAAUUAAAUUAUGCCACCUAAGCAAGAUCAAAAGAAAAAAGACCCCAAAGCUGGGGCUAAGAAAAAGGAAGGUGGAUCUUCAGGAGGUAAAGCUAAGAAGAAGAAGUGGUCAAAAGGAAAAGUUCGGGACAAGUUGAACAACUUGGUCCUGUUUGACAAACCAACAUAUGAAAAAAUGUUGAAAGAAAUUCCAAGUUAUAAGUUAAUUACACCAUCUGUGGUUUCUGAUCGACUGAAAGUUCGGGGAUCCUUAGCCAGAAAGGCAUUAGAAGAACUUCAGCAGAAAGGUUUAAUCAAGCAAGUUGUUAAACAUCACAGUCAAGUAAUAUAUACAAGGGUGACUAAAGAAGAUACAUCAUAAUGUAAAUGAAACCAUAAAUAAAAUUUUUUAAAUAAUACCA